UACCAAAUAAUAAUAUAUUAUCUCCAUAAUCACCAUCUCAGAUCCAUAAGUCAUGGCUGCACAAACUACUACCAGCGAAGCUGAGCACUGCUCUUCCUCUUCCCUGCCCCUCAACGGCCGCGUAGCCAUCGUAACCGGCGGUUCGCGCGGCAUCGGCCGUGCCAUUGCAGCUCACCUCCACUCCCUUGGCGCAAAGGUCGUUGUCAAUUACGCUUCAUCAAACUCGGCGCAAGCAGAUCAAUUAGUCUCAGAGCUCAACCAGACAAGCCCAAAAUCGCAAGCGAUUGCGGUCCGAGCAGACGUCUCGGACCCGGAUCAGGUGAAGCAGCUCUUCGACAAAGCCGAGCAAGAAUUCGGGACCCAACUCGACAUCGUCGUGAACAGCGCGGGGGUUUUGGAUCCCAAAUAUCCCAGCGUGGCCAAUACGGCGGUGGAGGACUGGGACAACACAUUCAAUGUCAACACCAAAGGGGCGUUUUUGGUUUCUAGGGAAGCGGCGAAUAGAGUCAAGCGCGGCGGCGGCGGGAGAAUUAUUAUGAUAACGUCGUCGGUCGUCGGGGGGCUUAUGCCUGGGUACGCAACCUAUGCGGCCUCCAAGGCGGCGGUGGAGACGAUGGUAAAGAUUUUGGCCAAGGAGCUCAAGGGCACCGGAAUAACUGCGAAUUGCGUUGCGCCGGGGCCGGUGGCGACGGAGUUGUUCUUCGCCGGGAAGAGUGAGGAGACGGUUAAGAGGCUUGAGGAUGCUUGCCCUCUGGGUCGAUUGGGCGAGCCCAAGGAUGUGUCUGGGAUUGUGGGGUUUUUAGCGGCGGAUGCAGGCGAGUGGGUCAAUGGUCAGGUCAUUCGGAUCAACGGUGGAUUUUGCAUUUGAUCAACUCGUUUAUUUGCUGUCUUAUCACCAUAUUGCACGUAAUCGAAUCCCGUCCAGUCAGCAAUCUUUUCUCCAUGUCGAAUUUUACUUUUUUGCCCAUUGAAAAUUAUUAAAUUUGUAGAACUGGAUUGGCUGGAUUUAAAAAAUAAAUAAAAAAAUAA
Molecule: messenger RNA, 1029 nt
Organism: Pyrus x bretschneideri (Chinese white pear)
Lineage: Eukaryota; Viridiplantae; Streptophyta; Magnoliopsida; Rosales; Rosaceae
Product: NADPH-dependent aldehyde reductase-like protein, chloroplastic
Exons: 1
Coding region: 53-868 (271 amino acids)
Molecular function (GO): oxidoreductase activity
Source: RefSeq, a predicted model, not a curated record